Choloepus didactylus (southern two-toed sloth) is the source of this 566-nucleotide messenger RNA. RefSeq names its product S100 calcium binding protein A4 (gene S100A4). The record is from RefSeq and is a predicted model, not a curated record. The coding region runs from base 159 to 464 and encodes 101 amino acids. The transcript is spliced from 3 exons. Gene Ontology annotation, molecular function: RAGE receptor binding; transition metal ion binding; calcium ion binding. Gene Ontology annotation, cellular component: cytoplasm; perinuclear region of cytoplasm; nucleus. Lineage: Eukaryota; Metazoa; Chordata; Mammalia; Pilosa; Megalonychidae. Gene Ontology annotation, biological process: positive regulation of canonical NF-kappaB signal transduction.
AGAGGACUGUCUCCCGCUCUCCCCCCAUCCCCUGCCAUGGGCAGGGCCUGUCCCGGGUAUAAAUAGGUCAGACCGCUGGGCUUUCCCCCACUCCUCCUCUCUCCCCAGCCCUCUCUCUUUGGCGCUUCCUCUUACUUGGCCUGAUCCUGACUGCCGCCAUGGCCUACCCCUUGGAAAAAGCCCUGGAUGUGAUGGUGACCACCUUCCACAAGUACUCGGGCAAGGAGGGUGACAAGUUCAAGCUCAGUAAGUCAGAGCUAAAGGAGCUGCUGACCCGAGAGCUGCCCAGCUUCUUGGGGAAAAGGACGGAUGAAGCCGCCUUCCAGAAGCUGAUGAGCAACUUGGACAACAACAAGGACAAUGAGGUGGACUUCCAGGAGUACAGCGUCUUCCUGUCCUGCAUUGCCAUGAUGUGUAAUGAAUUCUUUGAAGCCUUCCCUGAUAAGCAGCCCCGGAAGAAAUGAAUGCUUCUGAGAUGCGGUUAUUGGGGUGUGGGGGGUGGGGGUGCCAGCUAGGGUCUUCCCUGUUGGCAGUGGGGAUGGGGCUUCACCCUGGCUCUUCCAGAC